AUGAGUACCAGCAACAAAAAGUUCGAUGGGCCAAUAGAAUUGGAUACCCUAGAUAUAGCUACCCCCAAUGAUGCUGGAUCACCCUAUGCCAAAACUACAUUCCAGCCGUAUUCUCCAAUAAUUGACAAUAAUCCGUCUGGUUUUGCUAGCAUCAGCGGCCAACUUUCAAAUGCUAAUCAACCAGACAUUGAAUUUUCCAUGAUAUCUGGGACUGCUGCUGCGAACGCCAUCAAUAUUUCGACCCCGACACAUCGCCGUCAUCAGCGAAUCCUCUUUGUGUCAAUACUUUUCUCACUUAGUGGAUUGACUUAUAUGAUUCACUAUUAUGAAAACCUUAAAAUCGAAUACCCACCACUUGCCAUUAUCGUGAUCAUUGGGCUGUUGUCUUCAGUGAUUGCCCAGCUCAUAAACCAGUUUUAUCGUCGCCACUAUAGUUUAUCUCACGUUGCCAAGUUCUUGAUCUGGGGUUGUAUCAAUGGGGUGUUGACCCUGUUGUGGAUCGAUAUGCUCUUUGUACAAUUCGAUCAUACGGUGGCCAGGGUGAUGGUCGACCAACUUAUUGGAUCCCCAUUUUUCCAACUUGUGUUUUUGGUGUUGAACGCCAUCUGGGAUAACAAUAAUGAUAUUAGAACCUACUUGAGGGUGAACUAUUUGAAAUCUUUGAAGUUGAGCUACUUGAUCUGGCCAUGCUUCUCGAUACUUAGUUUUAGUAUCUUACCCCCAGAAUUCAUAUUUCCUUGUAACUGUCUAGUGAACUUGAUAUGGAAUGUGAUUUUGAGUUUUAUUGCAUGA
Molecule: messenger RNA, 792 nt
Organism: Saccharomycopsis crataegensis
Lineage: Eukaryota; Fungi; Ascomycota; Saccharomycetes; Ascoideales; Saccharomycopsidaceae
Product: Mpv17/PMP22 family protein
Exons: 1
Coding region: 1-792 (263 amino acids)
Cellular component (GO): membrane; cytoplasm
Source: RefSeq, a predicted model, not a curated record